Messenger RNA from Pipistrellus kuhlii (Kuhl's pipistrelle), 859 nucleotides. It is a transcript of the gene IFNK, whose product is annotated as interferon kappa. NCBI's taxonomy places the organism in Eukaryota, Metazoa, Chordata, Mammalia, Chiroptera, Vespertilionidae. Gene Ontology annotation, biological process: response to exogenous dsRNA; positive regulation of peptidyl-serine phosphorylation of STAT protein; defense response. Gene Ontology annotation, cellular component: extracellular region. The transcript has a single exon. Gene Ontology annotation, molecular function: cytokine activity; type I interferon receptor binding. The record is from RefSeq and is a predicted model, not a curated record. The coding region runs from base 175 to 801 and encodes 208 amino acids.
AGACACAGAGGGAAAGGAGAGAGGACGAAACCCGAAGAACCAUACAAUGACAAGUCAGAAAACUCCUCCCCACCGAAGAUAUUCUGGUGUAUAAAAGGUAUACUAAGGCAUUCGGAAGACCCAGCACAGCGUUGUGAAUCGUGAAUACAGCGAAUCGUUUGGCUUAGAAGGAAAAUGAACACCAAGCCAGAGGUGAUUCGGAAGUGUGUGUGGCCUACGUGCCUCAUAGGCCUGUUCGUCACCGGCACCCUCUCUCUGAGCUGUGACUUGCUGCAUAUUCAUCUGCGUAGAAUCACCAGGCACAAUGUGAUGCUUCUGACCAAUAUAAGCAAAUCAUUUCCUCUGCGGUGCCUACGGGAAAACAGAGCUUUCAAGUUGCCCCGAGAGGUCCUAUUCCAUACCCAGCCUCUUCUGAAAAGAGACAUCCAGGGGGCCUUCUAUGAGAUGGCCAUGCUGACCUUCAGCAUCUUCACUCAACCCGCCUUCCUGUCCACAUGGGAAGAGGAACACCUGGAACAAAUCCAAACCGGACUUCACUGGCAGCUGCAGUACCUGGAACAAUGCUUGCAAGAAGAGCAGGGACGUGAAGAUGAGGAAGAGAUGGAGGAGGAUGAGAGGGGACACCCUGGACUUAGGACCCCCCGGCCCAGCAAGUUAGAACUGAGGAGGUAUUUCCACAGGAUAAGCACUUUCUUGCAGGACAAGCAGUACAGUCACUGCGCCUGGAAGAUCGUCCAACUGGAAGUCAAAAGAUGUUUCUACUACUUCCAGAAACUCAUAGAACUAACAAGCAGGAAAUAAGGUAGAUCUCUUUUUUUUUUUUUUUUUUUUUUUUUUAAACUAACAUUUUGUUUCUCUC